Messenger RNA from Striga asiatica, 3466 nucleotides. Lineage: Eukaryota; Viridiplantae; Streptophyta; Magnoliopsida; Lamiales; Orobanchaceae. The record is from the annotation of a GenBank genome assembly.
AAAAAAAGGGAAAAAAAUAAAGCAAAAAUCCAGGCCUAUACAUACACUCUGCAUAUAUAUGUAAAGAGAGAGAGAGAGAGAGGAGAGGGAGGAAGAUGAAAACUGGGUUUGUUUUGUUCUUUCGUCAUCUCUCUGCAAAUAACUGAAAAAAAGCAGGGAGAUGGGUACAGACAAAUUGCUGCACCUUUUCGUCUUCUUUUCCUGAUUUACAGUCCCAUUUAUUUGGCUUUAAUUCGAGAAAUUCUGUUGAAAAAACCCAUCUUAAUCCAUCCCGUAUACGUACAAACGCUCAGAAACCUUUCAAUUGCAAACCCCUCUCUCGUCUUCUGUGGUUUUAUGUUUUUCCAUGUGAAGGAGAACAAUGGGAAUAGGUUUUUUCCCCGCCCGAAACCAGAGCUGAAAAGUGAAGAAUUGAAUGAUGGGGGAGCUCGGGGUGGCGAAUCCAAAAGGCAACGACCCGUCGAAGGAGGCGCGCGAGGGUUUCGGGUCCGGGUGGAGAUCUCGUCCGCCGCCUGAUCUGGGUUCUAUUAAGGCGGAGUGUUUGACAGCGGCGGAGGAAGCGGCGGAACAAGUGUUGAACUGCGUGCAUCCCACGCUUGACUCUGAGGAGAAACGACGAGACGUCGUUGAUUACGUUCAGCAACUCGUCCAAAACCGUCUUAAUUGCGAGAUACUGCGUUGCGGAAAAGUGAAACUCGUACGAAUUCUUAGAUUCCAUAGUAUCGGGUCGAGUUAUAUCUGGAUUGGGUGCUCUGCUUUGCCAUAUUCGAAAGGCCCAUCCUUGUUUUACGAAAUGGACCAUGAAGCUAGUGAAGAAUUUGUAGUUUCCUAUGGUUCAGUUCCACUCAAGACAUACCUACCUGACGGUGAUAUUGAUUUGACUGUCCUCAAAGGCCCGAAUGCUGUUGAAUCUUUGGCCCACGAUGUGCUAGCUCUUUUACAGGAUGAAGAGCGGAAUGAAAAUGCAGAAUACCAAGUAAAGGAAACACAAUUUAUUGAUGCUGAGGUUAAACUUGUGAAAUGCUUUGUGAGGAACUUUGUUAUUGAUAUAUCCUUCAAUCAGUUAGGCGGACUUUCUACACUGUGUUUCCUCGAGCAGGUAGAUCGCCUUAUUGGGAGAGAUCAUCUCUUUAAACGAAGCAUUAUCCUAAUUAAGACUUGGUGCUAUUAUGAGAGUCGUAUACUUGGUGCUCACCAUGGUUUAAUUUCUACAUAUGCUUUGGAGAUACUUGUUCUGUACAUAUUCCAUCAUUUCCAUUCAUCAAUAUGUGGCCCUUUAUAUGCACUCUACAAAUUUUUGGAUUACUAUAGCCAAUUUGAUUGGGAUAAUUAUUGCAUCAGUUUGAAAGGUCCAGUUUGUAAAUCGUCCCUACCUGAUAUUGUUGUCAAGAUGCCUGAAAGUGGGAGGAAUCAUCUUUUGCUUAGUGAAGAAUUUAUGGAGAAUUGUUUGGAAUUGUUCUCAGUUCCUUCAAGCGGGCUCAAGGCAAACUCACGAGCAUUUCAGCCAAAACAUCUUAAUAUAAUUGAUCCACUCAAGGGAAAUAAUAACCUUGGGCGCAGUGUUCACAGAGGUAAUUUCUACCGUAUACAGAGCGCAUUCAAGUUUGGGGCACACAAGCUCGGUCAAGUUCUUUUACAACCAAGAGAUAAAGUUGCUGAUGAGAUCUACAAAUUUUUCACUAACACCCGCUCCAGGCAUGAACGCCAGUAUAAAAGUAUCACUAGGCAUUUGGUCUUUAAUUUUGGUGAUGAAGAGUCUUUCACCGAGUCUUUACCAUCCCAAGUCGAGUCAUUCUCUGAGGACGACGACAUGUUUCUAAAUUCAUUUGCCUUGGAUUUUGAUAAUUUGAGGAAUGAAAUGGCAGACACACACUCAGUAGGUGAAGUUUCUCCCGAGAUGGUAUCUGAGGCUUGUUAUUCUGCAGACAGCGUUUUUGUUUCGAGAUAUCGUGUCUUGGGUCCCAAAUAUGACUUUGCUACAUCCAACUCGAGCAGCAAUUACAGUGCGUCUCUUUCUGAUAACUAUUUCCACAAUCCUCAUUCCAAAUGCUCGACCGAAAACGGAAGCUCAGAGCAACAACAAUCUGAUUUACCAUCUACUGACUCGGACAAGUUUGGGACCAUUUCGUGGAUGGACAACAAAAGUACUUGUCGAUGGUGUGUUGACAAUUGUGAGGCUGCCUGCUUGAAAGAUAUGUAUUUUAUAGAAAACGACACUGCAAGCAUUGAAGGGGACUCAGAGGCCUUCAAUCCCCUGGCCGAUUUAAGUGGAGAUUAUGACGGCAAUAUUAGAAGUUUGUUACGUGGUCAAUUAUGCCACGGGUUUUCUUUAUCCUCGAGUGCCAAGAGCAACUGCUCGUCUUCUCCCAUAAUCCAGAAUCGAAAGCCACGGGAUGUCGAUCGUCAUUCGACACCUCUUAUAACGAAUAAUUGUAGUAAUGAUAAUAUAUUAUCUCGGACGAGUUCCCACACAGUAUCAACCGAUUCUGAAUUUUCGGGCAGUACCUUCGAUUAUGAUGGCAAACAGAAAGCACGAGGAAUUGGAACCUACUUUCCACAUAUGAAUGUUGUGCGCAUGGCGAAGUCUUCAUAUGGGAGGGGCAAGAAUAAGGCGCCGGACAACGAGAAUAAUUUCCAUCUGGAGGGUCAUGCUAAUGGCAUAUAUUAUCCAGCUGGCACGACGAAGUCUUUUGAGAAAAAUGGUGGUUAUGAAGUUUUGCCCGUACGGAAAAGAUAUUAUGGACGUAAGAAGAAAUCAGAUGUCGUGAGGUCCUCCCAGUCUAAUAAUUAUUCUGUUGAAAAUGGCUGUUUGAGUGCGUUGAGCAGAAUCAAAUUUGGGUCUAUUGGUAACUUAGGCGAAGAGGUGAUUUCACAUUCAGCUCACAUUAGUGCCUCGCAGGGUUCAUCGGCAGUUUUGAUUCGACAAAGGGUUGCAGGGCAGUCAAUUCGCCUGAAGAAUGAAGCUGAAUUCCCUCCACUGUGCCAAUAGAAGGAACUCAUUGCAUUCGAAAGGAUGAUCAAGUUGUAGAAAAAGAGUGUGAAUGAGCUUCAUAUAUGGAUCUAGGCGCUAAACAGGUCUCGGGACUUCAUUAAGUAGAUUACAUUUUGCUUCUUUUCAGUUUUUACAGGACUCAAAAGUACCCUUUUCGUCCUGCCGUGAAUUAUACAGAACGAGACAGUGGGUAGAAUAGCUGUUAGAUUUUUAGAAUCGAUACACCAAGCGUUUAAAUUCUAGAUGACUAAUGCCUGUCCCGGUUUGAUGGUGAAUCUCGCCACCUUUAACUUCUCCUUUCUUGUUUUUGGCUUGUUGAUGAUGGAAAUUUGGUGUGUUUUUGUAAAUUGAUAUUUUCUGAAAUCUGAGUUUAGAAAAAAAGAAAUUGUGAAUUCGUGUGGGUUUUUAAUCAUCUUUAUGGAGGAAGGAAAUUUCAGAUGCUGUGUUGUUUGGCACAAACACACUAUGUAUAUG